Brassica napus (rape) is the source of this 548-nucleotide messenger RNA. Its product is annotated as 40S ribosomal protein S21-2-like. The transcript has 4 exons. Gene Ontology annotation, molecular function: structural constituent of ribosome. Gene Ontology annotation, cellular component: cytosolic small ribosomal subunit; ribosome. Gene Ontology annotation, biological process: endonucleolytic cleavage to generate mature 3'-end of SSU-rRNA from (SSU-rRNA, 5.8S rRNA, LSU-rRNA); endonucleolytic cleavage in ITS1 to separate SSU-rRNA from 5.8S rRNA and LSU-rRNA from tricistronic rRNA transcript (SSU-rRNA, 5.8S rRNA, LSU-rRNA); translation. Lineage: Eukaryota; Viridiplantae; Streptophyta; Magnoliopsida; Brassicales; Brassicaceae. The record is from RefSeq and is a predicted model, not a curated record. Bases 164 to 412 code for a protein of 82 amino acids.
GACGAUUUUUAUGCCAGGCCCGUUUUAAAACUUAGGGUUCUUUGCAAACGUAUAAACCCUGUGAGCUUCCUCCGUCUAGUCGUUUCUCUACCGUCGCCGCACUUGCUUUUGCUUCUCCUCCCUCAGUGUUUGGAUUUAGAAUAGUCUUAGCUAAUCUUCCAAGAUGCAAAACGAAGAGGGUCAGAUCACAGAGUUAUACGUUCCUAGGAAAUGCUCUGCUACUAACCGGAUGAUCACAUCGAAGGACCAUGCCUCUGUGCAGCUCAACAUUGGUCAUUUAGAUGCUGAUGGUAUCUACACCGGACAGUUCACUACCUUUGCUCUCUGCGGUUUCGUUCGUGCCCAGGGAGAUGCAGACAGUGGUGUGGACAGGCUAUGGCAGAAGCAGAAGGUCGAAGCCAAACAGAUUUAAAGAGCUUAUAAAGCUGUUUUUUUUUUUAUCGUUCUCGGACAUACACUGAAGUAAUGAUUUUUUGCUUGACCUUUUGUUUUAUUGCAAUCGGUGAACUUGUUUCUUCUGAUUCGCUAGUAAGAUUAUAACUUCAAUU